Ustilaginoidea virens is the source of this 1017-nucleotide messenger RNA. RefSeq lists its product as uncharacterized. Bases 1 to 1017 code for a protein of 338 amino acids. The transcript has 3 exons. Gene Ontology annotation, biological process: cytoskeleton-dependent cytokinesis. The record is from RefSeq and is a predicted model, not a curated record. Gene Ontology annotation, cellular component: microtubule cytoskeleton; septin ring; septin complex. Gene Ontology annotation, molecular function: GTPase activity; molecular adaptor activity; GTP binding. Lineage: Eukaryota; Fungi; Ascomycota; Sordariomycetes; Hypocreales; Clavicipitaceae.
AUGGCUGCCACCGCCAACACCAUUUUCCCCAAGAGCCAUGUCGGCUUCGACAGCAUCACUUCUCAAAUCGAGAAGAAGCUCCUGAAGCGCGGCUUUCAAUUCAAUGUCAUCUGCGUCGGCCAGACGGGUUUGGGCAAGUCGACUUUGAUCAACACCAUAUUCGCUUCGCACCUCAUCGACUCCAAGGGCCGUCUGCAACCUGAUGAGGCCAUUCGUUCCACCACCGAGAUUCAGAGCGUGUCUCACAUCAUUGAGGAGAAUGGCGUCCGAUUGAGGCUCAACAUUGUUGACACCCCAGGCUACGGCGAUCUCGUCAACAAUGACCGCUGCUGGGAUCCCAUUGUCAAGUACAUCAAAGACCAGCACUCUGCCUACCUGCGAAAGGAGCUCACCGCCCAGCGAGAGCGCUACAUCCAGGAUACUCGCAUUCACUGCUGCCUGUUCUUCAUCCAACCUUCUGGGCACUCGUUGAAGCCCAUUGAUAUUGUCGUUCUGAAGAAGCUUUCCGACGUGGUCAAUGUCGUUCCCGUCAUCGCCAAGGCAGACUCUCUGACCGUCGAGGAGCGUCAAGCUUUCAAGGAGCGCAUCAAGGAGGAGUUUGCUUUCCACAACCUCAAAAUGUAUCCCUAUGACAAUGAGGAGUUUGACGACGAGGAACGCUCCCUGAAUGGUCAAAUCAAGGGUCUUGUUCCCUUUGCCGUCGUCGGUUCCGAAAAGUCCAUCAUGAUUGAUGGGAAGCAAGUCCGCGGUCGCCAAAAUCGAUGGGGUGUCAUCAACGUUGAGGACGAAAACCACUGCGAAUUCGUUUACUUGCGCAACUUUCUUCUCCGAACCCACCUGCAGGACCUUAUCGAGACAACGUCUCAGAUUCACUACGAGACGUUCCGCGCCAAGCAGCUUUUGGCCCUCAAGGAAAGCAGUGCGCACGUCGGUGGUGCUAGCAGCAGACCCAUCAGCCCUGCUGCUGACCGAGAAUUGAGCCGCAACUCGCAACGAAUGGCCAUGAACGGCUAUUAG